This is a messenger RNA of Pelmatolapia mariae (spotted tilapia), 3800 nucleotides long. It is a transcript of the gene smim29, whose product is annotated as small integral membrane protein 29. NCBI's taxonomy places the organism in Eukaryota, Metazoa, Chordata, Actinopteri, Cichliformes, Cichlidae. The coding region runs from base 295 to 603 and encodes 102 amino acids. The record is from RefSeq and is a predicted model, not a curated record. The transcript is spliced from 5 exons.
GAAGGAUUCUGCCUGCCUGGACCUGCUGCUGCUAGCGGAAGUGAAGCUUCUGCGAAGCACAACACAGCAUUAACUGAAAAGAGAGGCUAUGCACAACACACAAUUUGUAGCUGAUUAGGGAGGUCAGUGAUACCAUGUGGAAGUCACAUGAGCGACGAGGAUGAGGCAGAAACAACAAGGGGGCAGCUUGAGGAGUGAUCCGCUGCACAGUGACUGCAACAGGGAGGGUGUCUGCUGCUCGUAAAGGCCUUGCACAAGCAGCCCCCUGUGUCCCCUUAUCACUUAACAUUUACAAUGAACAGUACUACUCAGUCCCCUGCCACCAUAGAUGGGAAUGUGGCUGUCAGCUAUGUGCUGGUGCCAUUUUUCCUCAUAACCUUUGCUGGGAUAAUUGCAGCUGUGAUAAUGUAUAUUCGUAGGAAAAGGAGAGUUGACAGACUGCGUCAUCAGCUAUUACCAGUGUACACGUACGAUCCUUCAGAGGAGAUUAAUGAAGCUGAACAAGAAAUGUUGUGGAGAGAAGAGGACACAAGGAUUGUACAAAGUUGGGCGUCAAGUUAUCAACAGCAACACCCUCUUCUGACCAAAGACGUCAAUGCAUGAUGUUGGUAAACCCUGACAUUGAGCACUGUGGGGUGUGACGACAAACCUGCAACCACAGAGAUCAGUAAUUUUUAUCGUGAUGUACAAACAAUCGUGUACAAUACUUCUUUGCUUUUAUUUGCUUCCUUUUACUGUCAUCUCUGAGCACAUCGGUGACGAUGAGCAUUUUCCUGUGUUCUCUUUUAUGUACACUUUGACUUUGAACUUCUGAUGCCAAUACUGUGUGCCUAACAGUCUCGGUACCUUAAGAUUAUUUAUUUGAAAUUAUUUAUUUAAACCUGUUUUUAUUGAAAAAUUCAGUGACAUGACUCAAAGUUUCAAAGGUACAGGUACCUGUAGAUUUUUAAUCUGUUGUUUACAUUUGCUAUGUUGUUGUGGGCGACGUGUGGCAAGCUGUUAUGUUCCUGUGGGUUGCAGUGAGCAUUCGUACUAGCUGUGCUCUUCGUGGCACGAAUGUGCUGUACCCUUUAAAAAUCAGCAGUCCUGCUGCGAGAGGAAUUGUGAUCAUUGCCUGCACUGGUGAUUUUAAACGAGUUGUGUGCAGUGCAUUAGAAAAACAAAUCAUCCUCUGAUAAAAUGACUAGUGUAGCGUUCAACAGUUACAUUGUUGCAAAACUCUCAGAAAGAGUUUUAAACAUGAAAGCCUCAUAUUGCUGAAAAAUAAAAUUAGCAGCUAAGAUCAAGCUGCUAAAUUUGAUUUCAGUUUCAUUUUCAGUGAAAUGAUUGAACAGCUUGCUUUAGUUUUACUUUGCUUAAAGAAUGCCUGGAGAUUCACAUCUUUUUGUGGUUUAGCCAAAUCCUGUGACUCUUAUCAAUGGCAUGAAAAGCCAGAUAGUGGAAGUAAAUAACACCAAACUCUCAUCCCUAAAAUGAGCUCUGACUAGCUCUCAAAAUAUUUCCUGUCUACAAGGCAUGGCACCAACAAAUUUACCUCCAGCUGAAGAAUCUGUUCAGAUGAAUGCCAUAAGUCUGACUGUUUUAAGCACUCAGGAAGUCUUGCUCUUUUUUUCUUUACGAGUCAUAACCUCCCCGGUUCCUUUUUUGCCUUGCAUUUGUGAAUGUAAACUAAGAACAAUUGAACUGUUUAACUGCCCUCAGAUGGGGGAAACAUUACUCAGUCCAACAGCUAAUGUAUUGUACUGAGCAUGUAAUGCUCAAACAUAUCAUGUUAUCAGUUAUGACAUCUAAAAGUGUGGGCGGCAUGGUGGUGCAUAACAAGCAAGAAAGUUCUGGGUUUAAACCUUUCUGUGUGGCAUUUGUUUUCCCACUGUGCUUUAUCCACAGUGUCAGAAGAAAAUCCACACUCCAGGGCUGGCUCUGGGUGUGACUGUUGCUGGUUGUCUCAGCGCUAGUCCUUGCUUCCACCUGUCCAGGGAGUGCCCUACCUCUCCGUGGGUUGGGCUCCAGCCCCACCCUGACCCUCUACAGCUGUGGUUCUCAAAGUUUUGCUUACCAUUUGGUGGUCUGUCAUAGCGGUGCACAAAAAGAUGUAGGAGCAUUUCUAUUAAAUUACAACACAUUUAGCUGUAGUUAUCAUAGAUGAAUGAAUCUUAUUAACACUGACAAAUACAGAUGGUGUAAGGCGAUGUAAUAUCCACCUCAGUAAUUGUUAAAGCCCAGCAAAACACACACAAAAAAGCAAAUGCCAACAUGAAGCACUAUUUGCUGAACAGCCACUUUAAAGUGUGGAUUUUUCCUGGCUAGUCCACUUACAGUGGCUCCCUAAACUUUGAGAACCCAGCUCUGCAAACUUGGGAUGGCCAACUAGUUAUUAUACCCAGAGGUGCUUAAGUAUCAGCCUAAUUGUGUUUCUAUUCUAUGCAUUGUCUAGAGUUUUUCAGCUUUUGUGAAGAAUUUUAUGAAAUGAGCCAUUCAUCUUUAAAAUUGUAUCCACUGUUGACUUAGAUUUGCACAGGUGACACACCAGAGGGGUUCUACUAUGAAGUUCAACAUUGCAAGGCUUUCUUGACAAAACCUAAAACCCCUGUCAGAUAAAAUGGGUAAUGGUGUUUUUCAACUGUUAAGGCAGGUUUUCUGCUUCAGCUUCUGCGAGUGCUCACAUAAAAGUGGCGUUUCAUCAUGUGACUGAUCUUCUACACAGAAUUGAUCCCUAUGAGCCCAGCAGCUGUAGACGUUAUCAAGCGGUGGUGCACUCUCAGUGCGACUGCUUAUUUCUAACAUGACGACCGCACAUUAGAGCUCUGAAACUUUGGAUUGAUUUAAAUAUAAAGGUUACUGUCCCAUCACCUAAUGAAGUGAAAUUAAUUUUAUUGGUUGAUAGAGAUUCUUGGUUAUGUGGUAUAGUAUCUGCAGAAGAAACUUGGCUAACUCUUAAAUCUCACUUUGUAGUACACCCCUCUGGAAAACUUUGCAUGAAAGGCUGUGCAUUCAGGUGAUGUUUGAUGAGAUGGACUGAUGCAAAUGUAAUUUUGGGAACAUUGUUACAAUCUUUCUCCUUUCAGACCGUACAUCCAUUGGUUCAAGAGACUUGGUAAGGUAUUUGAGACACUGGAAAUGUAAUUAUUUACUUUUGUAGAUAGUUGCAAUGCAUCAUUGUAGCCUGCAUGAGCUGCACAGCAGAGUGCAAUAAUAUGAACAAGUGACAAAGAAAAUUCUCUUUAUUGACCAUUUUCUGAUACAAAUUGUUGUAGGGCACCAUAGAAAUAUAGACAUUGUACAUUUAUAUACGUGUACAUUAAAAAGAAUGAUCCCAUCCUAUUGAGUUUACAGUAUAUAAAUCAACGGAUGACUGACGUUACUAUGUAAAAUGACAUGAUAUCGAGACUAGGAGGAAGUUGAUAGAGGACAUGAAAUGACCGUUGUACGAGUAUGGUGAGGAUGGCUACGUGUGGCAGUGGUAGACACACGGUGGCCAACGGAACAUGGAAAAAGCGCCCAGUCCAUCACAAACAUUUGUCCAUGAAAAUCUGAACUAACAUUUCAGUGCACCAGAAGAAUUUUUCUUAAGGAUAAAAACACACUUGCUAAUCUACCACAGUCAGCGAACACAGUCGUCAAGCUGACAGGUCUCCCUGACUUGCUUCACACAUUUACUCAAAAAAACAAAACAAAAAAAAAAACCUGUCUGCAAGCUCCGGUUAUGAAUGAGCCAAGAAGUGUUGGUGUCGUCACACAAUCACAUGCUCGACCUCUUGGAUCUCUCAUUACAGUCAGGAGAGGAAAAAAAAAAAUACAAA